Molecule: messenger RNA, 1149 nt
Organism: Cynara cardunculus var. scolymus (artichoke)
Lineage: Eukaryota; Viridiplantae; Streptophyta; Magnoliopsida; Asterales; Asteraceae
Product: DCN1-like protein 4
Exons: 9
Coding region: 216-908 (230 amino acids)
Biological process (GO): protein neddylation; positive regulation of ubiquitin-protein transferase activity
Cellular component (GO): ubiquitin ligase complex
Molecular function (GO): cullin family protein binding; ubiquitin-like protein binding; ubiquitin conjugating enzyme binding
Source: RefSeq, a predicted model, not a curated record
CCAAUAAGGGAUCCAAGACCUUGACACAACCGACCAUCGUAUCUAGCAGUCAACCGUCGGCAGCACAUCCUUCUCCAAUCCCCUUCCGAUCAUCUCGAGUCGUCACCGCUUGUUAUCGCCUCUUCGAUUUCAUUACGUCAUCCUCAUCCUCAUCGCCAUCAUUGAUUUUUCUUCCUAAUUCUUCGAAAUUCGGUUUUUUUGAUAAUUUAUUCAAGAUGCGUCGGGCUUCAUCGAAGAAAGGCCCAGCUAAUUCGACGACCUCCACUAAUUCUUCUGCCAUGGAUCUAUUCCGCUCUGCUUCAGGUAAAGCUGCAACCAAGGAGCUGGAACGUAUUGACCAGCUAUUUUAUUCAUAUGCAAAUGACUCUUCUGGUAUGAUUGACCCAGAAGGAAUAGAGUAUCUCUGUUCUGACCUAGAAGUUGAACAUACGAAUGUACGAAUAUUAAUGCUAGCUUGGAAAAUGCAGUCUGAAAGGCAGGGAUACUUCACCCUGGAAGAGUGGCGAAGAGGACUUAAAGCAUUACGGGCGGAUACUAUAGUUAAAUUAAAAAAGGCACUUCCUGAGCUGGAGAACGAGGUCCGCAGGCCAUCAAAUUAUGUGGAGUUUUACUCUUAUGCAUUUCGAUAUUGCCUAACAGAGGAAAAGCAGAAGAGUAUAGAUAUUGAGAGCAUAUGUGAAUUGUUGGAGCUUGUUUUGGGGUCGCAGUUCCCUCAUCAGGUGGAUUUGUUCAUUCAGUAUCUAAGGACACAGAUUGAUUACAAGGUCAUUAACAUGGAUCAAUGGAUGGGGUUCUACAGAUUUUGCAAUGAGAUAAGUUUCCCAGAUUUCAACAAUUAUGAUGAGGAACUUGCUUGGCCGUUGAUCCUUGACAACUUUGUCGAGUGGGUGAGGUCAAAACAGAGUUGAUCAAAUUUUAUCGGGCAUCAAAUUCUUGUUCAGGUACUCGUGUUGUCACCAAGGAAAUCACUUCUUCGAAUGCUUCAUUAAUUCUAUCGUCCCAAUCAAUGUGCAUGAUUCUGCUGAAACAAGUAAACAACACAUAUGUUAAUUUCCCCCUUCCUUUAUGAACAAUUUGUACUUUUUAAAAUAUAGAGGCAAAUUGUGUUUUUUUAUACACAAAUGGAGUAAGAAUAAACCAUUGCUGCUC